Messenger RNA from Aspergillus wentii DTO 134E9, 3298 nucleotides. RefSeq lists its product as uncharacterized. Lineage: Eukaryota; Fungi; Ascomycota; Eurotiomycetes; Eurotiales; Aspergillaceae. The coding region runs from base 242 to 2953 and encodes 903 amino acids. The record is from RefSeq and is a predicted model, not a curated record. The transcript is spliced from 3 exons.
GGCCAAUAAAAUUUUUUCAGCUCUGCAGGUUGAUAGCUCAGUUUCUUUGACUGCGCGUAUCGCCAGCCCCCUGUUGCCUAGGCGGUCUUCCACCAGCCUUGUCGUUGUCAACAACCCCCCUUUAUUCACUGACCCCUCCACCCCUCUUCACUUUUCUCCAAUACAUUUCUCUCCUGAGACUUCGCAUCUUAACUUUUCCCCAUUCUGACCUUGAUCGUAUUCCGGUCAUUCGAGGUUCAAAAUGGGAACCAGAGGGCUUGUCUUUAUCCGCUGCCGUGGUAGAUACUUUGUCUACUACAACCAAUACGACAGUUACCCUGAAGGGCUUGGAGAGGCGAUUGUUGCUGAGAUACCCGAGGAUCCAGAGAAAUAUCGAGAAUGGCUGAAGUUAAUGCGAAAAGCAUACUCUGAUCUUGCUCUGCAAUUCGAAGAAAAACACCUUCCUGUAGCUGUCGAAGUUGGCCAGGAGAGCCGUGACAUUUCAGCAUGCGAAGAAUAUGCCAAGUGCUAUCUAGCAGUCGAUGACCGACUUGAAUGUCCCCCGACACAGACCAUGGAGGGUAAUACCCUCAACUUGUUCAUUGAAUUUACUUACACCAUCGAUCUCGAUCGGGAGGUUCUAAUUAUUGACGAUGGUGCCACCUUCAAGCUGUCCAAGAUACCCCGCGAGGAAGUCUGGAUUAAAUACCUCAGUGUGGACAAUCGCAGACGCAGAGUACUCCACCAAGACACCCCCUCGGACAUAAUAGGCACUAUUACCUAUGAGCCCAAUGUUGACAACAAAGCCAAAGCUAGAUACAGCGAGCUCAGUAUUGAGGUGGUCUCUCCAAAGGCUGGUAUUAAUGCUGAACGUGCCCCCCGUCAGAAAUUCUUGAUGUUCACUUAUUGGGCUACCCGAAAGAUCUAUGGGGACGUUUUGGAUAGAUCUGCCAGUGGGUGGAAGCCUGAAGAUUUCUCAUUCAGAGAGAUUGCUUUCGCUAUACUCUCUCUUGCAACAGGGGAGGUCGCUUUCGAAUGCCCAGAUGUGCUUGACAGAAACUACCUGUCUGAAGGCUACUUCCUAAUUCCAGAAGAAAGACUUGGCCACAACCAACAAAAGCUGCUUCCCAGAUUUCUGCGUGAAAGCCAUCUUCCUGGAGUAGAAUCUGGCUCGGCACCCCAAAGCACAAUGUAUUGGUUUGGGAAUGUCCUCGUGUACCUGGCUUCUAGGCUUGACUUGGUCGAUCUCGAAGAAGCAUCAGUAGCCACGGUAGUCGAUUCGGGUCUUGAUCAAGGGCUGAAACACUUUCACGCCAUGGUCUUCUCGAUCCUGGACUUUGUGCUAAUUCAGGUUCAUGUGGACAAGGACGGAAAAGUGCAUGUUCAAAGAUCGCCUUUGAUGACCUUAUUCUAUUUUGAUGACAAGAACUCUCGAUACUCAGAAGGACCCCGUUCCAGAAAUCUGGAAUCUACCCAAGACAGUAGCAUAUCGUCUGACCCUACGCCACUCAUUUCCAAUACCGAUGAAGAGAACCCUGGCAAUGAGUAUCCUUCUCUUGAUUUGAAUAACGAACAUGAAAGCGAAGAUGAUGAAGACGAUUCGGAUGACGAGGACUACAACCCUGACGAGAAUGACGACGAAAGUGACGACGAAUCAGAUGAGGAAUACGUGUACUAUGAAGUUGACGAUGAUGAAAAGAACCCCGAGCAAUUGAGAAAGGAAGCCAUACUAAAAAAAGAGCGUGGGGGCUUCGUCGCUAUGAUGAAUUUCUUUGAUGUGGCCACAGAUCAACGUCUCGCAGGCGCAAAAUCCCACAAGCUCCCCAACGAGAUAAUGACUGCCAUUAUGCAAUUCUCCGACACACAAACCUAUAACAAUCUCGCCAAGAUUUCACCCUGCUGCCGGGAGAUGAGCUACCGCAAGUAUCGGCCGAACAACGAUUAUGAGAUAGUUGGAAUGAGCCCCGAGAACACUGAAGAGUUCGUGUUUGAGAAUCGGCACACAGGAGAAAUAUUUCAUUCAACGUGCGGCUAUGGUGUUCCAGAUUACGAUUUGGACUACGGAAUGCACGAUCCCGCGUUCACCCUGAAUCCUGUUGUUGGGGUUGCCGAUGCCAAUCGAAUGUCUCUCAUGAGCUCUGUGAAUUUGAACUUGCCAGGUAUUCCACAGAAGGAUACUAGCUAUCUAAACAAAAAGAACCGUCCAGUUCGAGAAGGAUACUACUGGAGUAGUGCUCGAGAUACCGAAGGCCUAAUUUUCAAACUCCCCGAGUAUGCAUAUCCGGGGCUAGUUGAAAAAGCCUGGGGCAAAUACCUGAUUGAAUUGCUUGUUGGGAAAGAUAAAUCCGGUUUCCUUAGUCUCAGUACUGCCUCCUAUCGCUGUCUCCUUCCUCCGAGAUAUCGCCAGCUGAAAAUAGAACCCAUUACAUGCGGCGAGAUUCAAGCGUGGGUUCGUUGCUCCCAGGAUGAAUCACCCGAGGAGUGGGAGAAGGUGCAGCGAUACGCCGUAGAGAGCUUCUCCAACAGGGAACAAUUGAAGCAGAUCCAGGGAAUGUAUCGUGGCCUACAGGGUUGUCUGGUGAUCAUUGCAUUCGGUACGAACGUGAAGCUCUUCUACUAUAUGCAUCAUAAAUCAACGCCGCCACCUGUUUCUGUGGGCCCCAAUGCGUACAACAGUCAGAUUCUGGCCAGCAUCACGGACCCGGACCCGAUGCAUCGCCUGAUUCAGCUAAUCCCUGGAGAUGAAUCUCUUGAUUUGCUUAACAGCGAAGCACGGGAAAAAUUGGAAAGCUGGAUCAAAGUUUUCGGUAAACGCCAGCCGGAUAUGGAGUAUGACCCGAUCAGUGAGCAAUAUAUCCCGAUUAUCCGAGACGACAAAGAGGAAAAGGAUGAGCAGGACGGACAGGGCGGUGCCGAAGGUGCUGGAGAUGCUGAAAACGAUGGUGAUGCUAGCGCUGAUCAGGCUGGAGCUUAAUAAGGGAUUGGGAUUAUUGUAGCGAUUCAAUCUUUUCUGUUUUGACAUGUGUCUUUGGUGUUUGUCUUGAAGGAAGAUCAAGGGCAUGAUGGAGCGAAGAUUGAUUAAGCAUGCGAUGGAUAUCUCAAUGUUUCGAUAUCUCGAUGGCUAUGUUUCAGAUGCAUGAUGCUUCUAUGUACUAUGUACUGAACAUCUCCAAUCUAAACAUCUUACUCUGCAUGCACAGUAGUUGAUAGAGAGUAAUGAAUAGGUAAAGCCUAGAAUGAAACCCGUCAAGACUGGAGUAGCCCUAUAACCUACCUUCCCAAUCAGGCAACCUUACCAUUCACAUCCGCCCCUUCCCCC